Mangifera indica (mango) is the source of this 763-nucleotide messenger RNA. RefSeq lists its product as uncharacterized. Lineage: Eukaryota; Viridiplantae; Streptophyta; Magnoliopsida; Sapindales; Anacardiaceae. Bases 125 to 421 code for a protein of 98 amino acids. The transcript is spliced from 3 exons. The record is from RefSeq and is a predicted model, not a curated record.
UAAAUGUGUGUUUUGCUCCUCUACUAUCAUCACGUUGCACCAAUUCUUUCAUUUUCUCUCUUCAUUAUUUAUAUUUCCUUUUCUCUAUUCCAUUCUACCUACCAUAAGAGCUUGCGAGAAGAUCAUGGGGGAUUCUUCUGCUUCUUAUAUACACAUGGUGCACCACCUGAUAGAGAAGUGUUUGAUAUUCCACAUGACUAAAGAAGAAUGCAUGGAAGCCCUUUCUAAACAUGCGAAUAUCAAACCAGUCAUCACCUCCACUGUGUGGAAUGAGCUGGAGAAAGAAAACAAGGAGUUCUUUGAAGCCUAUGCUCAAUCUCAAAGCAAAGAAGAUAGAAUGUCCGAGGAAGAGAUAAGUCAAAUGAUCCAGAAAAUGAUCACUGAUUCCUCCAAAGCCCCUGAUGAAGACGAAGACGACUAAAAAAAUGCCAACUUCUCUCUCUGCCUGUAUUAUGAUUGCUAUAACAUACAAGAUUUUGCCCUUUUACGCAUCCAGCCAAAACCAAGAAAAAUUAAACAGCUUAGCUUAAUAAGUUUUAAUUUAGUCAGUGGUUCCUCUUCUCACAUGAGCACAAUACGGAAGAUGGCAUGGAGCAUCAAUCUAACCAGUCAAACGGUAACCCUGCAAACAUUUGUUUCAGAAUUAAUGGAGGAGAGGCUCUUGAAAUCCACACACCUAGAAUCUUCUUGCUAUUUUAUAUAUUGUCGUAUGUCUUGUUUAUUUGCGUAUAUAUAAGAUUUGGCAUGGCUUUGUCUUUGAGAA